Mandrillus leucophaeus (drill) is the source of this 2119-nucleotide messenger RNA. It is a transcript of the gene DNAJC21, whose product is annotated as DnaJ (Hsp40) homolog, subfamily C, member 21. Gene Ontology annotation, molecular function: nucleic acid binding; zinc ion binding. Gene Ontology annotation, cellular component: cytoplasm. NCBI's taxonomy places the organism in Eukaryota, Metazoa, Chordata, Mammalia, Primates, Cercopithecidae. The record is from RefSeq and is a predicted model, not a curated record.
AAAAUCUGGAUAAUGCCGCAGAAGCAGCUGAACAAUUUAAAUUAAUCCAGGCAGCAUAUGACGUGUUGAGUGACCCUCAGGAAAGAGCAUGGUAUGAUAAUCAUAGAGAGGCCCUACUUAAAGGUGGGCUUGAUGGCGAAUAUCAAGAUGACAGCUUAGAUUUGCUACGCUAUUUCACCGUUACCUGUUAUUCUGGUUAUGGAGAUGAUGAAAAGGGCUUUUACACGGUGUAUCGUAAUGUUUUUGAAAUGAUUGCCAAGGAAGAACUAGAAUCUGUGUUAGAGGAAGAGGUUGAUGAUUUCCCAACUUUUGGAGACUCCCAGAGUGACUAUGAUACGGUAGUCCAUCCUUUCUACGCUUAUUGGCAGAGUUUCUGCACUCAAAAGAAUUUUGCAUGGAAGGAAGAAUAUGAUACACGACAAGCUUCAAACCGCUGGGAAAAACGAGCCAUGGAAAAAGAAAACAAAAAGGUUCGGGACAAAGCAAGGAAAGAGAAGAAUGAGCUUGUCCGUCAGCUGGUAGCUUUCAUUCGUAAAAGAGAUAAAAGAGUGCAGGCUCAUCGAAAACUUGUGGAAGAACAGAAUGCAGAGAAGGCAAGGAAAGCCGAGGAGAUGAGGCGGCAGCAGAAGCUAAAGCAGGCCAAACUGGCGGAGCAGUACAGAGAACAGAGCUGGAUGACUAUGGCGAAUUUGGAGAAGGAGCUCCAGGAGAUGGAGGCACGGUACGAGAAGGAGUUUGGAGAUGGGUCGGAUGAAAACGAAAUGGAAGAAUAUGAACUCAAAGAUGGGGAGGAUGGUAAAAACAGUGAUGAGGCUGAGGACGCUGAGCUCUAUGAUGACCUCUACUGCCCAGCAUGUGACAAAUCGUUCAAGACAGAAAAGGCCAUGAAAAAUCACGAGAAGUCAAAGAAGCAUCGGGAAAUGGUGGCCUUGCUAAAACAACAGCUGGAGGAGGAGGAAGAAAAUUUUUCAAGACCUCAGAUUGAUGAAAAUCCAUUAGAUGACAAUUCUGAGGAAGAAAUGGAAGAUGCACCAAAACAAAAGCUUUCUAAAAAACAGAAGAAAAAGAAACAGAAACCAGUACAGGAUGUACCUGGCAAAGAUUCAUAUCUGCCUGCAGCUCACUUUCAGAUGGUUUGGGGGAAAAAGUGUGUGUUAGGAGAGAGAAGAGGUGGAGAGAGCGAGCACAAAUGUGCCAAAAUGUUGCUUGAAAACAGACAGAAUUAUGAUGACAAUUUCAAUGUAAAUGGAACUGGAGAAGGAGUAAAGCUUGAUCCAGAAGAUACUAACUUAAAUCAAGACAGUACCAAAGAAUUGGAAGAUAGUCCCCAGGAAAAUGUCAGUGUCACAGAGAUCAUUAAACCAUGUGAUGAUCCAAAAAGUGAAACUAAAAGUGUUCCUAAACCCAAAGGAAAGAAAACCAAAGAUAUGAAAAAACCUGUCAAAGUACCUGCUGAACCACAGGCAAUGAGUGAUGUUCUUAUCAGCUGUACAACCUGCCAUAGUGAAUUUCCAUCCCGGAAUAAACUUUUUGACCAUCUAAAGGCCACAGGUCAUGCAAGAGCACCUUCAUCAUCAUCUUUAAACAGUGCAACAAGUAGUCGAAGCAAGAAAGAGAAACGUAAAAACAGAUAGAGAUUCUGCCUGUGCUUUUGUUUGACUGUCUCUAGAUCUUGAAACCAAAAAACUGAACUGAAAUCAUCUAAAGAGUUAAAAUUUCAAUGAUCUGCAAUUAAUUACAUUGUGGAAGAUUAUUUUUUAUCUUGUAAAAACAUUUUUUUGGUUUAAUAUAUAUUUUUAAAACAUUUCACUAGUGAUUGAAUUCUACUUUUGCCAUCUGAAUUGACUUGAAUGUCUUAAAACAGGUAAAUACUGUAAAGUGUGUAUUCUUGAUGUUUGUUGGCUCAUGUGGACAGAAAUGUACAGGGAGAAUUACAUUAUUUUAACACAGAAGUGCUCCUUUCUGCUUUAUUUUGUGAAUUUCACAUUACUUUUACUUAAUGCUUUUGUAUUUUGUUAAUCCUUCAUAAUAUAUGAAAAACUCGGAUCUUUUAAAAAGCAUCACAGAUCAUUUUUCCACAUGACACUGGAUCCGAUUUUAAAAAUUAUUUUUAAAUAAC